GCUGAGGCGGGGAUGUGGGGGUAGUCUAGUUGUUCAGGGUGUGGGGGGCAGUUGUGGUCGUGGAGCGGUUUCAAUCUUAAGGUCCCGAGGUAUAAUUGGGGUCCUGUGCUGUGGGGCAGUUUGUAUUGAGGGGCAUCUGAGGUCCUCUGGGGCAGUUGGGGUCGUGGUGCCCUGUGUGGAGCAAUUUCAAUCAAGGUCCUGUGGGGCACUUGGGCCUGAGGGAGAGUAGGGGUUGUGUGGGAUAGUUUUUUAUUGAGGGGCAUUUGAAGUCCUGAGGUCCUCUGGGGCAGUGGGUGUCGAGGGUUGUGGAGCAGUCGCUGUGGUGGGGUCCGGUGGGCACUUGGCAUUGUGUGGUCCUUGGAGUCCUGUUUUGUGAGUCAGUUGGCAUCCAGGUGAUGCAGGUGAUGCAGGAUCUUGUGGGACAGCUAGGCUUGUUGGCGCUUGUGAGCAGUAGGGGUCUCAGGGUCAAUUAGUAUUUUGACCGGUGUUGGGCUGGUGCCAUUUGUGGAUAUUUGUUCGGCACGCUGAUAACUGGGACCUUGGGUUAUUUGGGAUCUUGCUGCUGCUGUGUAAUUUGUAUUGGGGUUGCUGUGCUUAGUUCUGGGGUGGCCCUGAGCUCUGUUGGGGCCUCUGUAGUCAGAGGGUAUAGUGGACAGUUACAAAAGGUAUAACUGGGCCAUUAGUGCUGGAGACGCCCUGUGAGGGUUGUCCUGGAGGACACUGCAGCCAUGAAAUGUCUCCUGAUUGCCAGUGAGAGUGCUCAGGUCCUCUUUUACUGGGCGGACCAAGACUUUGAAGCAAGACUGAGACAACAGUUCGAAGAUUUGCCGGAGCAACACGGAGAGGCUCAUAUCCCGGCCUUCGAGGACAGCAUCAACACUCUAUUUGCACCACUUCUCAUUUCCUGCAUCACCCUGAAUGAGAAGAUCUCUGAUACGUACACCUCAUUUAUCAGUGAGAACAAUUACAUCUUCACAGUCCACCAGUUUGGUGAGUGCACUUAUAUCGCAGUGAAUGGAGAUGGUUCAGAGAAUGAGGACGAUUUGCGCCGAAAGAUAUUUGUGCUGAAGAAGAUUAUUGAUUUGCGGUUUGGAUUGGUGACUCUAGAUGCUGGCAUCCUAAAGAAAACGUUGCGGCCCCAAGACACUGAGCAACGGUGCAAGGUAUGGAAGAUGCUCCAGGGCCUGCUGGUCACUUACAGCCACCUGAGAGAGGAUGACCAGAGUUUCCUUGUCGAGGCAGUGGAGCGUCUGAUCCAUCCCCAGCUGUGCCAACAAUGCAUCGAGUUCCUAGACCGAUAUGUUGUCCAACAGAUUAAUGGCAGUGUGGAGAGGGCCAAUGAAGAGGUGGUGCACACCUUCAUCCUAGUGCACACCAAGCUCCUGUCUUUCCUUUCAAGUCGUAAUGCCAGUUCCCUGAGACCUUCAGACUUGCUGUCACUGAUUUUGAUCGCUCAAGAUAUGUACCCAAGUGAUGAUAAUCUGGAAGUGCAAACUGACAAGGACCUGGAGAAAUCCCUAGAGACUGGAGAAUUUAAUACACUCAAGCUGUCAGCUGCCGCACAAGAAGAAGGAGGCUCACAGGGAUGUAAUUUGCACCAGGUCACACAGCCAGCGAUAAAGGUUGCAAAAGACACAGAGCAGAGUCUCGAAUCGUGUCCUUCCAGGGAUACUGUCCCACUAAGAGUUUUUCUGGAUGCCAGUGUAAAGGAUAAUUACUGCCCCAUGAUGCCUCACAACAUGUAUUGCAUGCCCCUUUGGCCCGGGAUCUCUCUGGUGCUGCUCACCAAGGUUCCUAACAGUCAAGUUGCAGUGUCUUUAUAUCACCUCCUGGAUGCAUUAACUGUGAUUGAGGCCAGACUGAGUGAAGGACAGGAGCUUGGACACUCUUCCCAUACCCAUCCCAACAUGUCAGACCUAAAGCAAAAGAUGGAUAAAUUCAUAAAAGCUAUUGGAGUCCUAAAGCAGCAGUUGCAAUCUGCCUGGGUGGACUUCAAGAGCAAAGCAUUUUCUAAAGUCAACGCUGGAAAUCCUCCAGAUCUGUUGCAGGCCUGUCGGAAUGUGAAGAGCCGGCUGUGUUUGGUUUAUCAACAUUACUUCCUGUUAAAACCUGCAGGGCAUUCUCAACACUUGACUAUCGACUUGCAGACCAAGACGCAAAAAAAUGUCCAGGAGAAGCUGAUGGACUGGAAGGAUUUCCUUUUGGUAAAAAGCAAGCGGAACACUACCAUGAUCUCCUAUCUCCAAGACUUCCCUGGACUGAUCCAUUUCAUUUAUGUGGAUAGGACAGUGGGCCACAUGAUUGCACCUUCUUUAAGCACAUCCAAAAAAUCUACAGAGCUGGGGAAAGGGCCACUAGCUGCAUUCAUAAAAAACAAGGUGUGGUCUCUUGUUGGUAUGGGCCAGAGAUACUUGCAGAAGGGGUAUACCACCCUGACAUUCCGUGAUGGGGAUUACUACUGCUGCUAUUUUCUCUGGUUUGAGAAUGAAGUUGGAUACAAGUUACCGGUCAUAGAGCUGCCAGUGCUGUCCGAUGACUCUGCUCCCAUUGGGAUGUUGACCGGAGAUUAUUACAGGAAACUAUUGCGAUACUACGGCAAGAACCACAGCUUGGAAAUGAUAAAGUGCUUCGAGCUGUUCACCAUCCACUUUGGGGUCAUACCCGCGGAUUUUAUCGUUCAGCAAUGCUGUGAUCUGGCACGCAGGUUGUGGGAGCCCUCUCGCAUCCCCCUCUUCUGAAACAAGACCAACAUUGGAAGUCCAGAGAAUGGUUUUUCUUUGUGGACAAUGGAUGUUAGUGGUGAGGACUAGCCUGCUGAAGUUUUGCUUUUAGCGAUACAGCAUGGAAGCAGGUCCUUCAACCCACCGAGUCCGAGCCGACCAUCCCUCACCCAUUUACGCUAGUUCUAUGUUAUUCCACUUUCUCAUCCACUGUCGACUCCAAACCAGCGAUCCCUAUACUAGCACUAUCCUACACACUUUACAGAAGCCGAUUAACCUACAAAUCUUUUGAAUGCGGGAGGAAACUGGAGCAUGUGGAGAAAAUCCAUGCAGUCACAGGGAGAACGUGCAAACUCCCCACAGACAGCACCCGAAGUCAGGAUCGUACCGAGAUCUCUGGCGGAGAAAGGGAGCAGCUCUACUGCUGCACCACUGUGCAGCUAAAAAAUUGUCUUUGUUUGAAAUGGCUGGAUAUUUGAAUUGUGAGCUAAAACUGAACCAUAAUGAACAGAUGAUUUUGAUAAAAAUCCACGUUGCAUAUAAAUCUUGUCCUUGGUCUGUCAAACUUAAAGAUAAAGAUACAUUUGGCUGCCCUGCCUCUGUCACGAGAUGGUUAUGAACAAUAAUGUCCGUUGGAGUUCCUCUCUGGUAAUGGUGUUUCAAAACUUUGUUUCCUUGCAUCUUUAGAGCAUAGGAUUGAUGGAAACCAGAACAAAUUGAACUGAUUUCUCCCAGGAUCACACAAUCAACAGAGCUGGUAGGAGUGAGAUGGAAGGUUGUUUAAAUGGCUAGCAGUGCAGAACUAACCAAAACUGGAAGUGUGUGUAGAGAUAGUCAUACAGCGUGGAAACAGGUCAUACGGCCCAAUUUACCCAUGAUAUCCAACAUGCCCCAUCUGGAAAAUGAUCAAAUGGCUUGGCUCUAGUUAUUGCUCAGCAUACACACUCAAUCUUUAGUUUGUGGGUUACUGCAAGCGAAGGUGAAUGACGAGCGGGGAAUCAGUGGAUGGAUCUUAGUUUGACUCCUUCACUCUAUUCUUCCUUCCCCCUCAUGCUCUACCUACUGAGUCUGUUUUGAGGGCAAUGUGGAGGGUGGGAUUCAAUCCUGGAUGGAUUGUGGAUCAAGAGAGUUGCAGAUGCAGAGUGGAACUGGUGGGGAAUUGUCAACAUUCAGGCUGAGUUUAGUUUAUUGUCACGUGUACCGAGAUACAGUGAAAAGCUUUUGUCAGCGGAAAGACUAUACAUGAUUACAAUUGAACCGUCCACAGUGUACAGAUACAGGAUAAAGGCAAUAUCAUUUGGUGCAAGAUACAGGAACUAACUCUAGGUGUCUGAUGUGUACUCUGUACCUGGGGGUGGUAGACCCCUCUGUCUCUCUGUCUCUCUCUCUCCCCCCCCCCCUUUGUGAAGAUGACCUUUGCCCAGUUAAUCAGUAACGCAGGAACUAUUUUGAAUAUUUCACAGCAACUCGACUGAGGAAGUUGUAAUAUGAAGUUAUAUACUCAUUAAAUAUUUGUUAUGUCAAGAGACCUUUGGACCAAGCAUGACAGCUGGUGAGCUCGGAGCUGCUGCUGCAUCCAAGAUAGAUACCGGGAUUAGUUAUUUUUAUGAAAUGAAGUGAGUUUUUGCAUGUCAAUAGACAUGAUCAAUAAAAUAAAAUAAACACC
Molecule: messenger RNA, 4386 nt
Organism: Leucoraja erinaceus (little skate)
Lineage: Eukaryota; Metazoa; Chordata; Chondrichthyes; Rajiformes; Rajidae
Gene: hps1
Product: HPS1 biogenesis of lysosomal organelles complex 3 subunit 1
Exons: 17
Coding region: 729-2738 (669 amino acids)
Biological process (GO): melanosome assembly; vesicle-mediated transport
Cellular component (GO): BLOC-3 complex
Molecular function (GO): guanyl-nucleotide exchange factor activity
Source: RefSeq, a predicted model, not a curated record